Molecule: messenger RNA, 1116 nt
Organism: Helobdella robusta
Lineage: Eukaryota; Metazoa; Annelida; Clitellata; Rhynchobdellida; Glossiphoniidae
Exons: 1
Coding region: 1-1116 (371 amino acids)
Biological process (GO): glycerophospholipid catabolic process
Molecular function (GO): glycerophosphocholine phosphodiesterase activity
Source: RefSeq, a predicted model, not a curated record
AUGAAUGAAAACUCUCAUGAGAUUGUUGGAGUUGUUUUUAUAAAUCCAGGUCAUGACAAGAUUGGAUUCAUAGAUGCCUCUGUUAUAUCAUUGGUAGGCCACUGCAUUGGAACAUGGCCUAUAAGAUAUUUAUGCAUUGAACCUCUACCUAAUUCAAGCAACAAUUGUAGCAUCUUAAAGUUGCUCAACUCAAAGAUUAAUUACUUUGGUUUAAAAAAACCACUCUUCAUUGGUCACAGGGGUUCUGGAAGAACAUUCUACAAUGGCAAAAAAGUUAAUAACAUCCUUGAAAAUACAUUGGAUUCAUUUAAAAAUGCAUAUGAUAAAGGGAUAAGAAUAAUUGAAUUUGAUGUUGUUCUCACAAAGGAAAACAUCCCAAUUGUUUAUCAUGAUUACACAACGUGCAUUCGAGUGACAGCUGAAUCAAAUUCCAACAUCGUAGAAAAACUUCGAUUGCCGUUGCAAAAUUUGUCAUAUUCAGAUUUGUCAAAAUAUGAUUUUCAACUUUGCAAUGAUCCAGAUGCAACUAAGGAUCCAUCUCUUUAUAAACUUGGCAAUCUCUUUCCUAAACUUGAAAGUGUUUUUCAAUUUCUUCCAGAGGACAUGAUUUUCAACAUAGAAAUCAAAUAUUGCAUGAAAAUGAAAACUGGAAGCUUAGAAGAUGACUUGUGCUAUGUUGAAGAAAGAAACAUCUUUGUCAAUUCCAUUCUUGAGGUUUCAUUCAAAAAUGUUAAGUCUAGGAAAAUUAUGUUUUCAUCAUUUGAUCCAGAUAUCUGCUGUAUGUUGAAAGCUAAACAAUCUUCCUUUCCUGUCAUGUUCCUAACACAGGGUACUGGAAUUUAUAGUGAUUUCAAAGAUGAAAGAACUCUCACAGUUGAUAAAGCCAUUAGUUUUGCAGUGUCUGAAAGUCUCUAUGGUGUUGUUCCUCAUACGAAGCACAUACUAUCCAAUCUUGCAUGCAUAAAAAUGGCUCAUGAAAAGAACUUGCACAUCUUCACUUGGGGCGAUGAUAAUAACGACGUUGAAACAAUUAAAACGUUGAUAGAUAACGAUGUUGAUGGCAUUAUUUUGGACAAUAUUAGUGUUGUUAACAAAUUUAACAUGCAUAAAUUAUGA